Messenger RNA from Octopus bimaculoides (California two-spot octopus), 2412 nucleotides. Its product is annotated as AMP deaminase 2. The record is from RefSeq and is a predicted model, not a curated record. Gene Ontology annotation, cellular component: cytosol. Gene Ontology annotation, biological process: AMP metabolic process; IMP salvage. Lineage: Eukaryota; Metazoa; Mollusca; Cephalopoda; Octopoda; Octopodidae. Gene Ontology annotation, molecular function: AMP deaminase activity.
AUGUUCAGUGACUUCUGUUCAGUGCACAAAGUAAAUGACCACUUAUUGGAAUCAUUUAAUAUCAUACAUUUGGUUCAUCAAGGAUGCUCACUUUUGCCCCUUCUGUAUGUGCUGGCUCUCAAGCCAUUGCUAUGGAAGCUAGAUGUUUUGAUGGGUGUCCUGCAUGAACUAGGAUGGGGGAUAUUUGUGUCAGCUUAUGCAGAUGAUAUCACCAUAAUAGUGUCAGACAUCUUGGAAAUCAAAGUGAUUGGCACUACCCUAAGGGAGUACAAAGCUGUGACCAGAGCAAAGAUUAACUACAAGUUGAUGAGCCUGCAGCUUGGCACCUGGAGAGCUAAAGAACUUACACUUCUGCUUUCUUUUUCCAGUCCUUGGAUGCACUAUAAUGAACCUGAAGAUGAAGCAAAUCGCUGUUGGAAAAGAGCAGAGACCGUUCCAGAUAUUGACGAGACUAAAUCUACCCCUGACAUUGAUCUGUCUCCAAUGUUUGAAAGAAUCUCCAUAGUCAACAAAUGUGGAGUUCAAGGAAAACAUUUCAGUGGUAUCCCACUGAAAGACCUCGAAGAAGCUUCCAAGAGCUUAGUCAAGGCGCUUACCAUUCGAGAGAAGUACAUGAUGCUCUCUCAGCAGAGUUUCCCCCAAAUCAUCAACAGAUGUCUGCAGAGUGUGAUUGACAAGAAUGAUUUCCACAUGAUUUCUGAUGGUUGUGCUGCUUGUGAAAAGAAAACAAUCAAAGACAAUAUCACUGUUAUGCUUUAUUUGAAACUUGGAAUGAAAUCAUUCUCUUACCAGCGCCUGAGUUAUCUAUCAUACAAGUACCAGUUACAUGUUUUGUUGAAUGAGAUAAAGGAAUCAGCUGCCCAGAAAGAAGUACCCCACCGUGAUUUCUACAACAUCAGAAAGGUGGAUACACACAUCCAUGCAUCCUCAUGCAUGAAUCAGAAACAUCUACUGAGGUUCAUCAAAAAGCAAAUGAAAGUUAAUCCCGAUGAAAUUGUCUCCUGCAACAGGGAUGGCAAAAUGAUGAAGCUGAAAGAGGUGUUUGAUAGUCUUCGAAUCAAUACAUACGAGCUCAAUGUGGACAUGCUUGAUGUUCAUGCAGAUCGAAACACUUUCCAUCGAUUUGACAAAUUCAAUGCCAAAUAUAACCCGAUUGGCCAAAGUGAAUUACGUGAAAUUUUUAUCAAAACUGACAAUCACAUCGGGGGCAAAUACUUUGCAAAUGUAAUAAAGGAAGUGAUGAGUGAUUUGGAGGAGAGCAAAUAUCAAAAUGCCGAAUGCCGUUUGUCUAUAUAUGGCCGUUCUAAACAAGAAUGGGAGAAACUAGCCAAAUGGGCUGUGGUCAACCAAGUCCAUUCAGAUAAUGUUCGUUGGUUAAUCCAAAUUCCAAGAUUAUAUGAUGUGUACCGUUCCAACAAGUUAGUGAGCAACUUCCAACAGAUCUUAGAGAAUAUCUUUGAGCCAUUGUUUGCUGCUACAAAUGAUCCUAAGAGUUAUCCUCAGUUACAUGCUUUCCUUCAGUAUGUUUCAGGUUUUGAUUCUGUGGAUGAUGAAUCGAAAUCUGAGCAUGUGGUGUUUGAUGCUGACAGUCCUUUUCCACACAACUGGACCGGUGAUGAGAACCCACCAUAUAAUUACUACUUGUACUAUAUGUUUGCUAACAUGACCGUCCUCAAUCAAUUCCGCAGAGAACGUGGUUUCAAUACAUUUGUUCUUCGGCCACAUUGUGGAGAAGCCGGCAAUGUGACUCACUUGGUGGCUGGUUAUAUGCUCAGUGAAAGUAUUGCUCAUGGACUGGUCCUCAGAAAGGUUCCAGUUCUUCAGUACCUCUACUACCUGGCUCAGAUUGGUAUUGCCAUGUCACCACUCAGCAACAAUUCACUUUUCUUGAAUUACCACAGAAAUCCUUUGCCGGAAUAUUUUGCCCGAGGACUUAAUGUUUCCAUUUCAACAGAUGACCCACUUCAGUUCCACUUCACAAAGGAACCUCUGAUGGAAGAGUACAGUAUUGCCGCCCAGGUGUGGAAGUUAAGCACUUGUGAUAUGUGUGAGAUUGCCCGCAACAGUGUUCUACAGAGUGGAUUCCCUCAUGAGGUCAAACAGCAUUGGUUAGGCCCUAAUUACACACGUGAAGGAGUUCCAGGGAAUGAUGUGACUCGCACCAAUGUUCCAGACAUUCGAGUGGCAUACCGCUAUGAGACGCUGGUGGAAGAGUUGCAGUAUAUCUGCCGUGGACUGCAAGCUGGUAGCCCGGAGAGCAACACAAGUGACAUUAGAAAAAUACAUAAACAAGCCCUUCCUCAUUUCCAUACAAAUGAUUUUACUUGCUAUUAACAUAUCCAGUAUUAAGUAGAGAUUAUGUAAUGUUUAUGUAAACACACAAACACACACACACACACACACACACACACA